This is a messenger RNA of Hibiscus syriacus, 530 nucleotides long. Its product is annotated as receptor-like protein 56. Bases 11 to 487 code for a protein of 158 amino acids. Lineage: Eukaryota; Viridiplantae; Streptophyta; Magnoliopsida; Malvales; Malvaceae. The record is from RefSeq and is a predicted model, not a curated record. The transcript has 2 exons.
AAGUGAGAAGAUGGAACCUAAACCAUUGUGGAUCCUGCUUACUGCACUAGUGUUUUUCAGUGGAGGGUGGUUUGGGACUGAGGGAUGCUUGGAGCAGGAGAGAAUCGCUCUCUUGCAACUCAAAUCUAAUUUCUUCAGUGAUCCUUUCUCUUUGCUUGAUUGGGUGGAUGUGAAGGGAUCGGAUUGUUGCAGGUGGGAACGUGUUGAAUGCAACAUCACCAGUAGGCGAGUGAUCGGACUUGAUCUUAAUUUUACACGUCAAGGGCAGGGAGAUGUCCUAUAUGGGUAUCACAAUGUCGAUGUCCCAUAUGGGUAUCUCAAUGUCUCUUUAUUUCUUCCAUUCCAGGAACUCAAGAGUCUUACUUUGUCCGGUAAUCAAAUUGGAGAUUUUGUUGAUAACCCAGUAUCUUUAUCAGCUGCAUUCAGCAAAUUGGAAAUCCUCGGCUUAAGGGGAGAUAACUUCGAUGGCAAUAUAUUCUCCAGUUAGCUUUCAUCUCUCAAGCCAGCUAUAAAGUAUGGAUACGGAUAUA